This is a messenger RNA of Ornithorhynchus anatinus (platypus), 6700 nucleotides long. RefSeq names its product peptidylprolyl isomerase G (gene PPIG). Gene Ontology annotation, molecular function: peptidyl-prolyl cis-trans isomerase activity. Gene Ontology annotation, biological process: protein peptidyl-prolyl isomerization; protein folding. The coding region runs from base 151 to 2412 and encodes 753 amino acids. Gene Ontology annotation, cellular component: nucleus. Lineage: Eukaryota; Metazoa; Chordata; Mammalia; Monotremata; Ornithorhynchidae. The record is from RefSeq and is a predicted model, not a curated record. The transcript has 13 exons.
CUCCUCCUCCUCCCCUCACGCCGGGGCCGGGGGAGAAGGGCGGCCGCGGCGGCGUUGGAGAAGACGAUUCAUCGCCCUUUCUGGCGGCGGUAGAUUUGAAGGUCGGAGGCGGGGCCGAGGGAGCGAGCGGAGUAUAGACACAGAGAAGUCAUGGGAAUAAAAGUCCAGCGUCCUCGGUGCUUUUUCGACAUAGCCAUCAACAAUCUACCUGCGGGAAGAGUUGUCUUUGAGCUGUUCUCCGAUGUCUGCCCCAAAACAUGUGAGAACUUCCGUUGUCUUUGCACAGGUGAAAAGGGCACAGGAAAAUCAACUCAGAAGCCAUUACAUUAUAAAAGUUGCUUGUUUCACAGAGUCGUAAAAGAUUUUAUGGUUCAAGGUGGUGACUUCAGUGAAGGGAAUGGACGGGGUGGUGAAUCAAUUUAUGGUGGAUUUUUUGAAGAUGAGAGUUUUGCUGUUAAACACAACAAAGAAUUUCUGCUCUCAAUGGCCAACAGAGGAAAGGAUACUAACGGUUCUCAAUUUUUCAUAACAACUAAACCUACACCUCACUUAGAUGGGCACCAUGUGGUUUUCGGACAAGUCAUCUCUGGUCAAGAAGUUGUACGAGAAAUAGAAAAUCAGAAAACAGAUGCUGCAAGCAAACCAUUUGCUGAAGUACGGAUACUUAGUUGUGGAGAGUUAAUUCCUAAAUCCAAAGUCAAGAAAGAAGAGAAAAAAAGGCAUAAAUCAUCUUCCUCAUCCAGUGAUUCAGAAAGCUCAAGUGAUUCAGACUCUUCCUCUGACUCCUCUUCUGAUUCAGAGAGUGCUUCGGAAGAGAAGUCAAAAAAAAGAAAAAAGAAACACAAGAAAAAUUCCCGAAAACAUAAGAAAGAAAAAAAGAAGAGAAAGAAAAACAAGCGAAGCUCAUCUAGUGAAAGCGAAGAUGAAAAUCCUGAAGCACAGCCACUCUCUACUGUCCGUCCAGAGGAGAUCCCUCCAAUUCCUGAAAACAGGUUCCUGAUGAGAAAAAGUCCUCCCAAAGUAGAUGAGAAAGAAAAGAAAAACAGAGAGCGAGAGAAAGAGAGGGAAUGUAAUCCAUCUAACUCCCAAGCGUCUUCAUACCAGAGGCGUCUUUUAGUAACAAGGUCUGGAAGGAAAAUUAAAGGAAGGGGGCCACGGCGCUAUCGAACACCUUCCAGAUCCAGAUCAAGGGAUCGUUUCAGGCGGAGUGAAACCCCUCCACAUUGGAGGCAAGAGAUGCAAAGAGCUCAAAGAAUGAGGGUGUCAAGCGGUGAAAGAUGGAUCAAAGGGGAUAAGAGCGAAAUGAAUGAAAACAAAAAAGAAAAUCAAAAGAGUCCAGGGAGAGGAAAAGAAAGAAAAAUGUCUGAUCACAGACAUGCCUCUGAGAGCCCAAAUAGAAGGAGUGAAAAGGAAAAGAAAACUAAAGACCAUAAAUCCAACAGCAAAGACAGGGAAACAAGGAGAAAUUCAGAAAAAGAUGAUAAGUAUAAUAGAAGUAAAGCUAAGAAAAGGGGCAAAUCUAAAAGUCGGAGUAAAAGCAAAGAGAAAUCAAAAAGUAAAGAGAGAGAUUCAAAGCAUAACAGACAUGAAGAAAAGCGUAUGAGGUCAAGAAGCAAAGAAAGGGAUCAUGAAAAGGAGAAAGAGAAAGAUAAGCACUCUGAUUCUCGAGGCAGAGACCGAGAAAAGAGUAGAAGUAAAGAGAGGUCUAAACGGGCAGGAUCUAAAAGCAAUGAACACGAUCAUACUAAAAAUAAAGAUAGGGACAGACACGCAAAAUCAAGGAGUAGGGAACGUGAACAAAAUAAAGGAAAACACAGCUCCAGUAGUAGAACGAGGGAACGCAGUAGAAGUAGGGACAGAGGAAGAAGAGGCAGGUCUAGGAGCAAAGAACGGGACCGUAGUAGAAGUAAAGAGUACUACAGGAACAGAGACAAGGAUUCCAGAAGAAGAGGAAGAUCGAGAAGUAGAGAGAGGAAAAGAACACCUGAAAAAUCUAGAAGUAAAGAAAGCAGAAGAAGAAGAGAUUCGAGGAGCUCGGAGAGAGAAGAAAGUCAAAGACGAAGCAAGGAAAAAAAUCGAAGCUAUGAAAGCAAGAGUUCACACAGAAAAGACAACAAUGAAAAUGAAAAAAGGAGGCGCUCAAAAAGCCGGGAUAACAGCAGCCCUGAGAGCAAUAAAGAAAAAAAGGCAGAUAGAGAUCAAAGUCCUAGUUCAAGAAAAAUACAAAACAAUAAGGACAGAGAAUCAAAAGCAUCUGGGUAUAAAAAUAAGGAUAAAGAGAAGACCAGAUCCUCAGUGGAAAAAGAAAUCAACCAAAAAUCAAAGAGUCAAGAGAGAGACCAAGCCCAUAUUAAGGAUAAAAAAUCUGAUCAUGAAUCGAGCCCUGGAACAGAUGAAGGCAAAAAUGGAUGAGUGAGUUGUAUGAACUUCUGUCCCUUCUGUCUCUUUUUAAGUUCUAGAGACUUGCUGGAGAACAUCUUUAUGCGCGCCCCCUCCCACCCUCACCCCUUAUUUCCCUUUAUUGUUUUUGGGUUUUGUUUUGGUUUUUUGUUUUUUUUUUAAUGUGGACUUCAUUACGUUUGAUCUUUUGAUAAUCUACAACCUGGAUAAUUUGUACUGCUAAAGUUUUAAUAAACUUGAAAUGAGAAAAAAAUCAGUGUAAUACUGUGUGCUGUAUUUAACUUUCAUUUCAUAUCUUUUUGUGUUGCAGCAGCUACAUGAUUCUUAUUGUGUUUAAACCACAUCUUAAAACUAGUCUGUUCAAUCUGUUGGAAAUCAGUAUAACUGUUUAUUGCAAUAGUAUUUUUGCAGGUGUCUGCAUUUCUCAUAUGUUAGGUUCAAGAAAAGUUUGAUAGAUAUUUCUGGUUGCAUUAAAUAUGGUGGUACAGUUUUUUAGUGUUCAUGGUAGAGGCUUUAAAGUUCUUUAAAUUUCAAGGAAGGAAGGUUGGAAUCAAGGAAGAUCUUGACCUCCUCUCCUUUAUUAUUAUAAGGUGGUUUAAAAUAUUUAGCCACUUAAUGUGUCUUAUUUCAUAAGCCGUCCCGUUCUUCCAAAACAAAGUUCAUCUCAUGGUUUUUUUUUUCCUAUAUUGUUUUGUUUCUCUUUUACCUGCAUGAUGCAACUCGAGUUUUCAAGUGGAGGUACUGUUUGACUGACCGGUGAACUGAAUGAGGAUGCAGUUUGCUGUAGCAUUCAAUUGAAUUGGGCCCAAGGAAAAUAGGUUUUUUUCCCCCGAAACUUUGCUUCCACUGGAGUUGGAGGGCUCAUCAUAGAAUCAGCCCUAUGUCAUCAUGGCCCAGCUUUUUCCCUGGUAACAGUUCCCAAGAUAAUGCUCUUAUGGGGAAAUAUUUUGCAUAAGGCUCCUGCAAAUUAAUCUAAUCCUAAAACAACAGUAUGAUCAUUCACUUUGAUAAGUGAUUUAUACAAAAAUUUAUUAUAUAAAUUUGAUAAGUGAUUUAUAUAAAAUACAACAAAUUUUGAAAAUUAGUCAUUGUCGUGUUUAUCUGAAUGCUUGCUUUUCUUGACCUAAACCCUUCUGAAAACCUUAAUGUCUCGAAUGGCAAGACAAAAGGCUGUUUCUUCUCCAUGUUCUUUAUGUUCUACUGACGCUUGGAUGCCACAGCAUAUGUGUCGAACACCAUUUUGUUAUUUUUAAAUGACUUUAGUCUAUUAAAAUUAAAUUUAGUUCUAAAGUUAGCAUUUACAAAAUUCGCAGAAUUUGGUAGGAAAUUGUUUGAAGUUUUAAAAAUAGCCUCCAAAUCUCUGUGAUGUUUUGGGUGUUUUUGUUUCGAUUUUUUUCUGCUCUUACUCUGAAUAAAACACAGAACAAACCAGGCAAAAACAAAAUCUCCCUCCUCUAGUGGGGGGAAGACACCCAGGAUGCCAGUUCUUAAUAGCAACUGGAAAUGUUUAUGACUAAAAUGUGUCAUUUGUAUUCAUAAUGUAGCUUCUCGUUAAUUCCAAUAGCUGAACAGCAUAAUGCUUUUUGCAUUGUGUAGCUGUUUGAUGCAGAGUAAGAUGAUGACACAAUUCCACUGAUGUGUGGCACACUGGCUUCGUUUGGAGUCUCUUUAUGUGAAUAGAAGAUCCAUAAUGGAUUCACUGACAUUGAUCAGGAAGAGCCUCAGUCUCGUGUCAGUGAAAGAACAGUCAGACUCAAGUCUGUAGAAUAUUUCUAAGCCUAAGCUUAGACAGGUCUAAGCUCAUUAGAUUGCAUUUAAAUAAUGUUUUGUUAUGUGUCAAAUGUGCAUGAGAUCCUUGGAUGAAAGGUGUUUUAUAAGCAUAAAGUAUUAAUAUUAAUGCUUAUCAUAAACUAGGAGGAAAUUCCAUUUAAAAUGAACCCCUUUCAGGGCCUUGGAGCUGAACCUUUGUCUUCUCAACAAAAUCCCAUAACAAAGUCUCCAUAUCCUGAUUAGUGGACUCAUUUUUUAAUACCUCGUUUACUCCUAGAGAUUUGUUUAAAAAAACAAACAAAAAACAACAACCAAGAAUGUGUCCUAUAUAUCUUAUACAAGAAGUGCUUUUUCCUCUGAGUCCAAGAAUAAUUCAGUAAAUAAGAAUAAUAUUCCUUAUGGUUGGACAUAAAUUGGCACCAAUGAAUGAGGAAACUUUGCUGCACCAGAAACAUCAAAAUCUACAAUGUCAGUUAUGGUAGUGAAAAAGUAGAGAAGAGAAGGGACAAUCAGUUCAUUUUAUUUUUAAGAUUUUAAGGUAAAAGAAAAAAACAUAAAUUAAAAAGGACUCAACAUAGGUCCUUUAAGUAAAGUGACAAGUGACAUCUUUCCUUGUAACUUCUGAAAUGUUGUACAGCCUAGUGUUUUUAAUUUUAGAAGUUAUGUUUAUAGUCCUAUACCUUUUCAUGUCUUGCUGUUCAUGAUAUUGAUCAUUUUCAAUUGUGGUUUGCUGUAGAGAAAGCUAUUUGAAAUUGUCCCUGUUCCCUUAAUUGGUUUGGUCAGAACACAUGGUUCAGUUGAAACAUUUUUUUGCUUUGCCAUUUUUUUAAUGAGGUUGUGUUUUGUAUUAAUAGGAUUAUGUUGUUAAUUUUUAAUAUACUUGGAGAGAUCUGUUGAAAACUGAAGAGGUAAAGAGGUUUUUUGCCAGUCUGAACAGUUGUCAGAAGUAUUUUAAUUUAUUGUUGAGACCAUUUGUCACCUUUUUCCAUUUGCCAUAUAAAUUGGUGCUACAGAGAGGUUAACAUUUGUUGGGAAUGCAAAAAUCAGUUAAAAAGGAGAGGCAACAGAAUUCCUAUGAAGGGGUAAAGACUUCAUUUUAAGAACAUACUAGAUCACUUAUUUGUUCGAUGAGUUCGUGGGGUGAUACGUCUGCCAAUCGCAAUGCUCGUUAAGGCCCUGGGAAAAAUUUCCCCAAAUUACUCAAGUCUUUGAUUUCUCUUAAUUUGCAUUUGAUGAGCUAUAUUAUUACUUUGGAGUGGCCUCUUGUUUUAGCAAUAGGAAGUAAAGAGCCCUUAGCUACUUUUUUGGGAUAUAUAUUUAAAUAUCACAUAUUUGAUGCACUUGUGGUAUUUGGAUACCAUGUUCCAUGUUCAGUUACAUCCCACAAUUUCUUCUUUCUUUUAAAAGAAAUUGGUGCCAUAUUGUUUUAUUUCUUAUUGCUUUUACAGAAAUUUGCAUACUGGGUAUUUGGACCAGCUCUGCUGGUCGUCUGGUGGAUAGAUCAUUGUUCUAGGAAUCAGGAGGCCAGCAUUCUAGUCCCAGUUCUGCCCAUAGCUGGCUAAUGUGGGCAGAGACAUCACACGCAUUUCGCAACGUGCUGCACCCCUACCCAGGUUCUUGCUCAUUGCCCUGCAUCCCAGCAGAUGCCAACCUGGCAGAGGCAAGAGUGCAGCGAGCAGCACACGAGAUUUUCCGGCCCAAAUUCUUGGGCCGGUGCUGAUCAGUCGUUCUUGACAGAGGCCCCUUGGCUCCAGUAAAUUAUUUCAGAUCACUAUCAUUUUAAACUUUCCAUCACACCAUGAACUCAUUAAUGCGUUAGCUUUUCCUGCUUACUGUCUUGAAAGGGCAGUUGAGUUCCAGUCACCCCCCCUCCCCCACAUCAUUCAAUCAAUUAUCUUUCAGAUGGGACUAUUUUUCCUGUUCUCUCCAUUUUAUCAUUUUCCUGUAGAUCCAAUUGGGCAGUGAAAACUGUUUGGAUAAAUUCUCCAUAAGUAGAUGUGAUAACGGUUUAUUUGAUGUGAAGAAGAGUAUUUUAUUACUAAAAUUUGUAGAAUAUUCCUAUUCUCUAAAGUGGACUUUUGGGGGAAGAGGGACUUUUUUUUUAAGUAAAUACUAUAUUAUUAUCAAAUGCAUAUCUUUGUACAUUUCCUCCCACUAUUUCUGUCUAUAGUAUUUUGGGAGAUUGUUGGUUAAGAGGGCUGGAUGUUUGCUUUUGUAUGUAUGUGCUAUGACUCUUUAUUUGGCUGCUCUGUUUGUAGGAGGACAAGAAGAGCAAAAAUGGAGCGAAUAAACUUCAUGCUUUUCCUAACUCAAAGUCACUGUGAUGUAUAUUUUUAAAAAAAGAAGAAAAAACAAAAACCUAGAAACAAAACUUCUCCCAACUGUAAAGUUAAUUUCAAAGUACUACUUCUUUUAAGCCAUUAGUCUAGCAACUGUUAAAUUGUAUGAUUUCUGCAAACUGCAUUUCAAAAACUCUGUGUAUGAACUUUUAUAGUUUAACAUUUAUUAAAUAAACUACAAUAUUAGUGAA